CUGGGUCAAGACCUGCUCAAGCAACCGGGCAUUGACGUCGACCGACAGUUAGAACAGCUCGCCGAGCGUGAGGCUGACGACGGUGAGGACCCAGUGGAUGACGACGACGGUGCACCUGUCUCUAGCUCGCCUCCAACAGAUGCCGACCUCCACCAAGCCGUUGAGCGUCUUGUGCAAAUGGCACUACAACAUGGAUUUCCCAGGCACUUGGAGGAGCAGCUCCGCGCCAUUGCGAUCAAACACGACAUCUGGCGUAUCGAGCUCGGCAAUGACCCUCCGGCUCGUGUCAAACCGCUUAAAAUCCGU
Messenger RNA from Phytophthora sojae, 306 nucleotides. RefSeq lists its product as hypothetical. The transcript has a single exon. The record is from RefSeq and is a predicted model, not a curated record. NCBI's taxonomy places the organism in Eukaryota, Oomycota, Peronosporomycetes, Peronosporales, Peronosporaceae. The annotation marks the transcript as partial.